Messenger RNA from Dentiscutata erythropus, 1216 nucleotides. The record is from the annotation of a GenBank genome assembly. Lineage: Eukaryota; Fungi; Glomeromycota; Glomeromycetes; Diversisporales; Gigasporaceae.
GAUGGAUUUCGAAAAUUCAAUUACAAAUUACUUUCAGUCGAAUGAUCAUAUCAAAUGGAGUGCAUUUGGAGUCUUAAGUCACAUAUCAAAUAAUAUUGAUUUCACAAGCGAACAUAUGAAUGAAAUUGGUGAUUCCUUAAGAAAACAGCUAGAAAUUUUAUCGAAGCAUAAAGGUCUUCUCCAAGCAGCGAGAAACAAAGUCACCAAACUGCUGGAAAACUUGCAGGAAACCCUUACAAGUUUUGGACAUCAAGGAUCCAGUACAGAAACACCAAUUACUAGUUAUGAUGUACAGGAAGAAAACGAACACGCUGUCGAUGAAAAUAGGAUGAUAUGUGUGAAAAAUAUUCUUGAAGAUUCAAUUUACUCGAAUUUUUCAAUAAUAUUAGAUUUAGAACUUCAAAAAAAAGUUCUACAUGAAAUUUUUGAUGAAAUUGACAAUUAUAUCACUGAUGAUAUUCACGGAUUUCUGACAACAUUUUUCAAUAAAGACCUUACUGCAAGAGGCUGGAGUAAUGCAAUAAACAAUAUGGAUUCUAAUGAAAAUGAUUCUGAGCUCCUAAAGAAUUUGAAAAAGUUAAUUCAAGAAACAUUACCAAAAUUCUUAAAAGCAUUAUCAUUGGAAAGUUUAAAUCCAUUGAGAGACAUAACGUUCCUUGAAAAACCACACCUCAAUCAAUUCGUACAUCCUCUUAUUGACUCUGCGUUAUGGAUCUUUGCCAAUGUCAAUUACAUAUAUGGUGAAAUACCAUUGAAAGAUCUUGGGCUCAAAGUACGGGCUGAUGGAGGAGCUAGACCAGGUGCAUCGCAAAAAAAAAGCGUUGACGAUGAUAUAAAAAAUGCCACUAGCAUGGCUGUACUAUAUAAUAAGAUCGUUAUUGAAGAAGCUGACGCGCGCCGACAACUCUUUACUGACUUACGAGUAUAUGGUUUAACGGCAUUCAAAACUGAACUAUCACUUAAUAUGAUGGAUUUUAGAAGUGUACAUCGCUUAUUCGAGGUUGAUCAUUUCUGCUUACCGAAAGAUUGGGUUGACAUGCCAAACUUUGUUUGGUUAUAUGAAGCAGUUGUCAAAUGGGCCUUAAGCAUUAAUUCUACAAGAAAUGAAUUGAUCGAACAUCGAAAAAAAAGAAGGGUGAAUCGAUACUCUGAAAUUGGUAUAGCUAAAAAAUUAGCGCCAUUAAGGGAUCAACAUCAACAUCAACUAUCUAGAUGA